AUGCGAACGGCGGACACGGAGCUGCGCGCCACCCGGCCCCGCAUGGCCAACGUCGCCAAGAAGGUGUCGUGGUCCGGCCGUGCCCGCGACGACCCGGAGCCCGAGCCAGAGCCCGAGCCGGGCGAGGCUACCCCGCUGCUCAACGGCGCGGGAACUAAUUUUCCAUUUUCUUCUCAGUUCACCCACUCCUCUUUUUUACGCAUUGGGCAGCUGAGCAAUGUCGAUCUUGAUGAUGAUGCACAUGAGCUGGAAACAGAGGUCUCUCACCAGUUUCCCAAUGAGAUUCCUCACAAUGAGAAACUCCUCUCUCUUAAAUAUGAGAGCCUGGAUUAUGACAACAGUGAAAAUCAGUUGUUUUUGGAAGAGGAAAGGAGAAUAAACCAUGCGGCAUUUCAAACGGUGGAGAUCAAACGCUGGGUCAUCUGUGCCAUGAUUGGGAUUCUCACUGGCCUUGUCGCCUGUUUCAUCGAUAUUGUGGUGGAGAAGCUGGCUGGGCUGAAGUACAAAGUGGUGAAAGACAAUAUUGACAAGUUCACUGAGAAGGGGGGGCUGUCUUUUUCCCUGUUACUCUGGGCGACACUGAACUCCAGCGUGGUGAUGGUUGGCUCCAUCAUUGUUGCUUUCAUAGAGCCUGUAGCAGCUGGCAGUGGGAUUCCCCAGAUCAAGUGUUACCUUAAUGGUGUGAAGAUUCCCCAUGUUGUCCGGCUCAAGACUCUGAUGGUUAAGGUCUGUGGAGUGAUUCUCUCAGUGGUUGGAGGCCUGGCUGUGGGGAAGGAAGGGCCAAUGAUUCACUCUGGAGCAGUCAUUGCAGCUGGGAUCUCACAAGGAAGAUCCACAUCUUUGAAGCGUGACUUCAAGAUCUUUGAAUACUUCCGCAGAGACACAGAGAAAAGGGAUUUUGUCUCGGCUGGAGCUGCUGCUGGUGUUUCGGCUGCUUUUGGUGCCCCAGUUGGGGGAGUUCUUUUCAGCUUGGAAGAAGGAGCUUCCUUCUGGAAUCAGUUCUUGACAUGGAGAAUUUUCUUUGCCUCCAUGAUCUCUACGUUCACACUGAACUCAGUCCUGAGCGUUUACCAUGGGAAUGCCUGGGACCUUUCUAACCCAGGGCUUAUCAACUUCGGCAGGUUUGAUAAUGAGAAAAUGGAAUACACGAUCCAGGAAAUUCCAAUCUUCAUAGUUAUGGGAGUGGUUGGUGGAAUUCUUGGAGCAAUGUUCAAUGCCUUGAAUUACUGGCUCACCAUGUUCCGCAUCAGGUACAUCCACCGCCCAUGCCUGCAAGUGGUUGAGGCCAUGUUGGUGGCAGCAGUGACAGCAGCUGUGGGAUUUGUGAUGAUUUACUGCUCCAGGGACUGCCAGCCCCUCCAAGGAAAUGCUGUGGCCUAUCCCCUUCAGCUCUUCUGUGCCGAUGGCGAGUAUAACUCUAUGGCCACUGCCUUCUUCAACACACCAGAGAAAAGUGUCGUCAGCCUCUUUCAUGACCCUCCGGGCACUUACAACCCCAUGACCCUAGGGAUGUUCACGCUGAUGUAUUUCUUUCUGGCCUGCUGGACCUAUGGCCUCACAGUGUCUGCAGGGGUCUUCAUCCCAUCCCUGCUGAUUGGUGCUGCGUGGGGGAGGCUCUUUGGCAUUUCAUUGUCCUACUUGACUGGAUCGAUCUGGGCUGACCCUGGAAAAUACGCUCUGAUGGGAGCUGCAGCACAACUGGGUGGGAUAGUGAGGAUGACACUGAGCCUGACGGUCAUCAUGAUGGAAGCAACAAGCAAUGUCACCUAUGGCUUUCCUAUCAUGCUGGUGCUGAUGACAGCUAAAAUUGUUGGGGACUUCUUUGUGGAGGGUCUGUAUGACAUGCACAUCCAGCUGCAGAGCGUUCCUUUCCUGCACUGGGAAGCUCCAGUCACUUCUCAUUCCCUCACAGCCAGGGAGGUGAUGAGCACACCUGUUACCUGUCUUAGAAGGAAGGAGAAGGUGGGAACCAUCGUGGACAUCCUCAGUGAUGCAUCUUCCAACCACAAUGGCUUCCCUGUGGUAGAGAAUGAAACAGACACCAUGCAGGUGGCUGGACUGAGAGGCCUUAUCCUGCGCUCACAGCUGAUCGUUCUUCUGAAACACAAGGUCUUUGUGGAAAGAGCCAACCUGAGCCUGGUUCAGCGGAGGCUGAAGCUGAAGGAUUUCCGGGAUGCCUAUCCUCGCUUCCCCCCAAUCCAGUCUAUUCAUGUCUCCCAGGAUGAGCGCGAAUGUAUGAUGGACCUGACUGAGUUCAUGAAUCCAUCACCCUACACGGUGCCCCAGGAGGCAUCUCUUCCGAGGGUGUUCAAGCUGUUCCGGGCCCUGGGCCUGCGGCACUUGGUGGUAGUGGACAAUCGCAAUGAGGUUGUCGGGAUGGUAACCAGGAAGGAUCUUGCUAGAUAUAGACUAGGCAAAGAGGGCCUGGAAGAGCUGUCCCUGGCACAGACGUGACACUACUGGCACUACCCAUUGGAAAUGCUUGCCGGCGUCCUGGUGUCCCCAGUGCUCUGAGAUCGGAAGUCUUGUUUCCUUGGAAGUGAUGGAAGGAACCAGUCCCUGCAGGCUGCUGUGUCCAGAGGUUACUUGGCACAGAAACCCAGCCCUUGACUCUUUUGUUCAUAGCUGUAUUCCUGUUUUUUAAUGGUUUUCUUUCCUCCAUGCCUUCUGGGCUUCACUACCCACCUCCUUUCUCUGUUUGCCCCAAGGGAUCAGAUAUCAGUAAGUUCCUAUUUGCCUCCUCUAUGUGCUGAUGUCAGGCUGGAGAACACUGGUGUAUGAGAGAGCUAGGCAGAGCAGCCUAGAGCUUUGGAGAGCACCACCCAGGUAGAGAGAGUACCACCCUGCGGCAGCCCAACCCAUUGCAACCCCUCUUUGUUGGGCUUUGAAAAGCAAAGCCAGGGUGUUGUGAACCAAUCUACAGCCUCUGCUGCCUCUGGGUCACCUCUGUGCUAUGCCUCUUCUACCCAGGACUUGGCUAUGGGUCUGCUCCGCACUGCCACUGUCGUGUCUCCAAGCCAUGACCUUGCAAAGCGGAGCUCCCAAGGUCUGGUUCAGCUGCUGGGCUGCCUUUGAAUUCCAUUGGCUAAGGGAGAAACAUCCCUUAAUUUCACAGCCUUAGAUGUCCAGUCAGGCGGGUCACCUGGCCCUUGUUACACAGAGCAGGCACCUCAGAACAGGCUGUAUCCAUGUGUUUGAGGGGGCUGGCCUGGGAAGGCAUCUUGCUGGGCCAGCCUCUUCUGCGUCCUGUGGCUAGAAUCUGCUCUGAUGGCCAAACAGCUGGCACUGCCCUGCUGCAGCUGCUCAGGAGCAGCUUGCACAGAGCCACAACUCAUCUCUGCCUGCACUGUGGGGCCUGACAGGCUGCUGAGCCCCUUUUCCCAUGCCUGCUCUUCCCUGUCACUUCACGUGGGUGGCUCACAGUGGGUGCCUGCUGGAAAGCUGACAGCAGAGGCUGAGCAUCCUUGCACCCAGGGCAGAGGGUGUGGGCAAGUGUAUGGCAAAGACACUUCCCAGGAAGCAGUAAGGAUGCAGUUCUCUUUGGACGCAGGGCAGUUGCCCAGUGCACAAACCUAGGACAAAAACCUCAAACACUAGUCGGACACAGCGAGCCGGGGAGCCUCAGCCUGUUCCCUGUGGGUCCUGUGCUCUGAGUGUGUGGGAUGUGGCAUAGAGCUUUGGUCAAGCUCCCUAAGGAGUUUAUGCCAUUGUCUGCAGGCAGCCAGCUCCUGCCAUAAUGCUUCAGGUAAGCAUAGCCCCAGCCCAGUUCAGCUACCCUGGAGAUGGCCCCCACAAGGGAGGGGUAAGGAGGGAGUUACAGGCAGAGGGAGUGGGCUCCUAAAGAACACUGGAGUUGCCGUGUUCCUGGUCUCUGCUCUGGGGAAAGUGGCAGCCUCUAGCAUGAGCUUACUCCCACUUGGAUCUCGCUGAUUCUGCUUCAUGCCUGGCUGGGGUGCCCAACUUCUGCUGACAAUCUGAUGUCCCUGUGCCCACAUAGCAAGAGCCAGGGCCCAACAGGCAGGGGAGGGGCUGAAACCAGCUGCACUGGGAGAAAUAAAAUUGCUGGAACCCAGAGGCUGCAGCUGGACCUGCUUUUCCUCUUAGGGAGUGGCCCAGGUGGAGAGCUGAUGGGGCUCAAUGCCCAGCUCCUCAGUGGGUUACUCAGCCAGGCCCUCACUGCCUGUGCCAGUGCUAUGGAGGGUAAUGAACUCCAAAAAUGGCCUAACUUGAAUUCUGGAGACUUUGGCCUAAAAAUGCCCUUUGUGCAGCCACCAAACCUCUAGGACUUGGCAUCUUUGGCCUUUGCACCUCAAAACAAAGUACAGGCAGCUGCUGAUGGAACUCAUUGCCAAGUGUAUGCAGGGGAGGGAGAAGUACACAAGACCUGUCUUUAGGACAUCAGCUAGGCACCAUCAUCUGGACAGUGUUUUGGGCACAGAGGAUACAAUGCCCACUGGCUCCCUUGUGCCCUGAUAGAGCUGUUACAAAUCUGCCCUGAUGGGGAUGUGCUGCUCUGGUAGCUCACUUGGGGCAGUCUUGGGGGGGUGAGGUGGAGGGGAGGGCAAAGCCCAAGGCAGCCUUCAAGUCACCAGAGCCAGGUGCCCGUGUUGCCAUGUGGUUCUCUCUGUCCUGCUGGCUGUCUGCACCUAGGAGUUUAGAAACUGUGUGGCCCCUGUGCAUCAUGUGCUAAGGCAGCAGGUCACCCUGUAAGAAGGGCUGAGGUGGGUCCCUCUGGUGACUGAAAUACCAGCCCCAUGUGGGGGUUUGGAUUGUUGCUGGUGGACAAGUGUUUUUUAAUUGUGCUAGAGCUGCAGCUGUGCUAAGGGCUAGGAUGUGAACCUGGUGGGGAAGAGGUCUGCACUGCUAAGUCUAGCAGGGUCUUGGGAUCAUGCUUCCUGGGUUGCAGGUACAAACUGGGCAGCAACUCUCCUCUGCUCCAGAUCCUGAAGCUUUCAGCCUGCUGACUUGUAUGUGCAACUGGCUCUUGCACAAAUGUACAGUGACCUGGAGAUGCUUCCUGCGAGCUGCUCAGCCAAGCAUGUACCUGCAGCCCCCAAGGCAGGGCCGGGCUCAUCACAAUGGGAGGCAGAGCAGAGUCCUGUGAGGCUGCAGUAUUAAGCCAGGCUCCUGCCCCUCCCCUCUUCACUUCAAAUUCUCAUUUUUCAGUAGCUGCAUUUUUAAGUGGUUGCAAAACCCAGGCAUCUAUUUUGGAAGCCGUGAGAUUUUCUAUGGAGCGUGUGAGACGGGAGAUAUUUUUGUGCUGAAUAAAGCCUGUUUCUACUUUCA
This is a messenger RNA of Gavialis gangeticus (Gharial), 5286 nucleotides long. RefSeq names its product chloride voltage-gated channel 7 (gene CLCN7). Gene Ontology annotation, cellular component: intracellular membrane-bounded organelle; lysosomal membrane. The record is from RefSeq and is a predicted model, not a curated record. The coding region runs from base 1 to 2454 and encodes 817 amino acids. Gene Ontology annotation, molecular function: voltage-gated chloride channel activity. Gene Ontology annotation, biological process: transmembrane transport; chloride transport. The transcript has 25 exons. NCBI's taxonomy places the organism in Eukaryota, Metazoa, Chordata, Crocodylia, Gavialidae.